CUCCGGAGGAUGACGACAUCUAAGACUAUAUAAGCUGAAAGUGAAAGUAAAGAUGCCAGAAUGGAUCAGCACCUCCCCAAGGCAAGUUUGCAAAGACCACAGAGGGCAUCAUGACGUCACACGGCUGUUAUCUCUGCCUGUUGCUUUUAAGUGUAAUCCUGAUCGAGCCAUCAGACGCAAACUGUAUGGAGCACUUUGAAAAAGGAGGAUUGACAAAAGCAUUAAGUACGCUCCCAGAGAAUAUUCCUGUCAAAAUAAUGAACAAGUCCGAGGACAUCGUUGUAUGUAGUUUAAUGAAAGACGAAGACUGUAACAACAAAAAAGAAGAAACCUGUUUUCUACGGGAGUGUUUUAAGGACUAUAAACCGCCAUGUAACGAGAAGGCUAAGGACAUCAAUGUCUCUUUCUACCACUUCAUGUGCUUGACAGAUAUAGCCAAGCGUCUACGAGAUAAACCGCCUGAAGUCUGUGAAGUGUACAAAAAAUUAUGUGGGGAAGAUUCUGCCACCACAGCACCGACCAUCGAAGCAACACCAUCAACAGCACCGACCAUCGAAGCAACCCCAUCAACACCACUGCCAACAACACCGAACAUCGAAGCAACACCAUCAACACCACUGCCAACAACACCGAACAUCGAAGCAACACCAUCAACACCACUGCCAACAACACCGAACAUCGAAGCAACACCAUCAACACCACUGCCAACAACACCGAACAUCGAAGCAACACCAUCAACACCACUGCCAACAACACCGAACAUCGAAGCAACACCAUCAACACCACUGCCAACAGCACCGACCAUCGAAGCAACACCAUCAACAGCACCAGCCAUCGAAGCAACACCGACCAUUGAAGCAACAACAAAAAACCCAAGCACAGCAUCAACAACAAAAACAACAUCGUCAACAACAAGUACAACCGCAGCAUCAUCCCUGGUGAAUUCACAGCAGAAGAGUUCUCUUCUAGAGUAACAACCUAUCUCCUGGAUUCUCCUCCAUGCUCUUGAGAUUGUGCUGGGACACAGCAAACCUGCUGACAAUAACACGUAUCCUGGAUGAGAUGGACUGCCUGUGCAACCUCUGUAUCCGUAUCGCCUCAUGCUACCAGCAGCCAAAUGCAAAACUAGUGAACAAACAGUAAGAAAAGAUGAGAAUGGAAAAGUGUCCCCCACAUGUAAAACCAUUAUCUCUCAUUGCUGCCCUUGUAGUGCACCUGUCAUCAAUUUCAUUAACACUAAAGCAGAUGAAACUGAUCAACAUCCCCCCUCUGGUACUUACAACUGAGCAGAUCAGUGACCUACAAGUUUAACUAACUUGAUGCUGUACUCUGAUUUAAAAACUGUUCCUUGCAGUUGUACUCAUAGUCUUUCCUUUCU
Molecule: messenger RNA, 1378 nt
Organism: Oreochromis aureus
Lineage: Eukaryota; Metazoa; Chordata; Actinopteri; Cichliformes; Cichlidae
Product: integumentary mucin A.1-like
Exons: 10
Coding region: 111-974 (287 amino acids)
Source: RefSeq, a predicted model, not a curated record